Molecule: messenger RNA, 2402 nt
Organism: Sphaeramia orbicularis (orbiculate cardinalfish)
Lineage: Eukaryota; Metazoa; Chordata; Actinopteri; Kurtiformes; Apogonidae
Gene: grk5
Product: G protein-coupled receptor kinase 5
Exons: 16
Coding region: 147-1865 (572 amino acids)
Biological process (GO): signal transduction; protein phosphorylation; regulation of signal transduction
Cellular component (GO): cytoplasm
Molecular function (GO): ATP binding; G protein-coupled receptor kinase activity
Source: RefSeq, a predicted model, not a curated record
CUCAGCUGUCACACUGAACUGUCAGGACAGCGGCUUUUACCUGCAGCUGGGGAUGACUUCUGAUUCGAGUGCAUUCAGUGAAUAAACAGUGAAUUUCACCACUGUUUUAAACCAUUUUUUAGAGGCGCACAAACACACACAGCUCUAUGGAGAUUGAAAGCAUGGUGGCAAACAGUGCUCUUGUUAGAGCCAGAGAAGAUGGAGGAAGCAAAGGCAGAAGCUACAAAUGGAAGGAACUGCUUCGUUUUCCUCAUAUUAGUCAGUGUGUGGCUCUGGCAAUGAACACUGAACGAGACUACUAUAGUCUGUGUGUCAAGCAACCAAUUGGCAAGAGCCUGUUUCAGCUCUUCUGCCGCAGUCGACCUGAUCUGCAGAACUACAUGUCCCUCCUGGACGCACUGGGCACUUUUGAGACCAAGUCGGACGAGGAAAGAAAAGGUUUUGGUACCAGCAUCAUUCAGAGAUUUUUCAGUAGUCAGUCCAAUCAGUAUGUGUCUCUAGUUCAGAGACAUGAGCAGAGCUGCAUCCAGAGUCUGGAGCACGACCCUUGUGGGGAUGUGUUCAAGGCCUGCAGGGAAGAUCUACAUCAAUACCUCAGCGGGAAGCCCUUCAUCCAGUACCAGGACAGCAUGUUUUUUGACCGCUUUAUACAGUGGAAAAUGGUAGAAAGGCAGCCCAUCACGAAACAGGCCUUCAGACAGUACAGACUCCUGGGGAAAGGAGGCUUUGGAGAGGUGUGGGCUUGUCAGGUGCGAGCUUCAGGGAUGAUGUAUGCCUGCAAAAAGCUGGAGAAGACUCAUGUAAAGAAGAGGAAAGGGGAAGGCUUGGCUCUUAAUGAGAAACAGAUUUUGGAAACACUGGACAGUCGAUUUGUCGUGAAUUUGGCGUAUGCUUACGAGACCAAAAGCGCCCUUUGUAUGGUUUUGACCAUGAUGAGUGGCGGGGACCUGAAGUUUCACAUUUACAACAUCGGACAGCCUGGACUGGAAAAGGACAGAGUGCAGUUCUACUCUGCAGAGGUCUGCUGUGGUUUAAGUCACCUGCACCAGAAGUCCAUAGUAUACAGGGAUCUCAAACCAGAAAACAUUCUCCUGGAUGACAAUGGACACAUCCGUAUCUCUGACCUGGGUCUUGCUGUGAGGCUGUCGGAGGGGCAACCUGUGCGAGGCAGGGUGGGCACAGUCGGAUAUAUGGCUCCUGAGGUGAUCGGACAUGAGUAUUAUGACAUGAGUGCAGACUGGUGGGGCCUUGGAUGUCUGAUAUAUGAAAUGACUGCAGGGCGUCCUCCGUUUCAUGAAUACAGAGAGUGUCCUAAAGCCUCAGAGAUGGAGAGGAGGAUUAGGAACGAAAAGGAGGAAUAUGGAGGAAGGUUUAGCAAGCAUGUGAAAGACCUCUGCUCUCUGCUGCUGAGGAAGGACCCAAAGCAGAGGUUGGGCUGUCAAGGCCCAGGGGCGUGGGAAGUAAAGGCCCACCCUUUCUUCAGAUCCAUUAACUUCAGGAUGAUGGAGGCAGGGCUGGUGGAGCCUCCAUUUAAACCUGAUCCCAGGCUGGUGUACUGCAAUGAUGUGCAGGACAUUGAGGAGUUUACUGCAGUGAGGGGAGUUACUCUGGACAGAACAGACAGUGACUUUUACGCCAUGUUCAACACAGGCAGUGUUCCCAUAACGUGGCAAAAUGAGAUGAUAGAGACGGGGUGUUUCAGGGAGCUAAAUAUCUUUGGUCCAGCAGGAUCUCGUUCUCCAGACCUGGACUGGACCAAGGCUCCUGCUGAGAACCCCAAACGCAGCCUGUUGGACCGACUCUUCCGCAGAAAUCAGCCUUCAGAGACGGCAGAUGAAAAGACAGAAAUGAUCUCACUCCUCUGAGGCAGGACACGCCAUUGUCCAUUUCAUACAAUUAACGCAUAAUAGACGCAGUUCUGCUCUAUUAAACAGCUUAACAUAACUCUAAACUACUGUAUAUAGCACUAUUUCCGUUAGGAAAUGAAACUGAUAUAUAAUGAGAUCAUUGUCAGUAAUAUAUUUGCAGUAAUGUCCAGUUUUUGUUGAUGCUGAGUACUUGAAUUUUGAUACAAUUAGUACAUCACCUACUGCUUCACUGUACAGAUAAGAUUUUGGGUUUUUUUUUUUUGUUUUUUUACCACUGUAACAUUUUUUGCUACUUAGUUGUGCCCAAAAAUGGAUUGUAUAUGUUAAAAGCAGUGAUUGCCAACCUCAGGAUUAGGAGUUUAACAUAAAUUGUAAUCCACAGUUUUGAAAAUGCAUUUGUAUUACACAUAGUAAUUAUUUUUAAUGUUCAUUUAUAAUGAAGGCAGCCUUGCAUUUAAAAAGGUCUGGAGCUAAGAGGCUGAGAAUCACUACUUUUCAUGUAAAAAAAAAAAAAAAAAAAAAAAAAAAAAAAAA